GAAAAAAAAGAGCCACAGCUGCGCUUUCUCGAUUCCGAUACUCCUUUACCUUUCGGCCAUUGCGCGCCGCCUUCCCGUUCCAUCAGAAUUCAACUGGACUCGGCAACGACAAGAUGAAGUUCAGCAGCAUUCUGUCCGUUGGCCUUUUGGUCGUCUCGCCCCUGGCUGCGGCCUGGAGCAAGGAGGGUAAGAGCAUCGCCAUCCUGUCUUGUCUCCGUUGCGCAGCAUUUGCUAACGUGGGAAAAACAAUAGAUCGUGAGAUUUUCCGUAUCCGCGAUGAGAUCAAGGCCCACGAGGCCAACCCCGAGCAGACCUUCUACGACCUCCUCGGCGUCAAGAACAGCGCUUCCAUCGACGAGAUCACCAAGGCUUACCGCAAGAUCUCCCGUACUCUCCACCCUGAUAAAGUCCGCCAGCAGCUCAUCGCCGAGCGCACCAAGGCCAAGAAGAAGGAGAAGAAGACCCCCGGCGUCAAUGUUUCCAAGGCUCCUACUCAGAAGGAGAUCAAGGCCGCUGUCAAGAUUGCCUCCGAGCGCCAGGCUCGCCUCGGUCUCGUGCGUAACAUCAUCAGCGGUCCCGAUCGCGACCGCUACGACCAUUUCCUGAAGAAUGGCUUCCCGGCCUGGAAGGGGACCAAUUACUAUUACAAUCGGUACCGCCCUGGUCUGGGCACUGUGCUCUUCGGUGUCUUCCUUGUGGCUGGAGGUGCCUUCCACUACAUCGCUCUGUACAUGUCGUGGAAGCGUCAGAAGGACUUUGUUGAGCGCUACAUCAAGUUCGCGCGCAAUGCUGCUUGGGGAGACAACCUGAGCAUUCCUGGCAUCGACGACUCCCCCGCCCCUGCUCCUGCUGCGCCCGCCGCCGACGAUGAGGAGGGCCCCCAGCUGCCCAGAAACCGCAAGGAGAGACGUAUGCAGGAACAGAUGGCUCGUAGAGAGGCCGCCAAGGAGCGCGGAGGCCGAUCCCGCAAGCCCGCUCCCGCCGCUCGCAGCACCAGCGGCAGCGGUACCGCCACCCCCCGCGAGACGGUUGCGCAGACCGGCCAGACCGGCCCCACCGGCUCCAAGAAGCGCGUUGUCGCCGAGAAUGGCAAGAUUCUUGUGGUUGAUUCCCUCGGAGACGUCUACCUUGAGGAGCAGGAUGAGGAUGGUAACACCGAGCAGUACCUCCUUGAUCCCAACGAACUGCCUCAACCCACCAUCCGUGACACCGCGCUCGUCCGCCUCCCCAUCUGGGCCUACAACCGCACUGUCGGCCGCGCCCUCGGCAAGAACAAUGCUGAGCUGGAGAUCGACACCGAGGACCUGGACUCUGAUGACGGCGAGAUUCAACACACCCCCAGCUCCGAUUCUGCCGCUGAUGACUUUGAGCUCUUGGAGAAAUCGACCGAUUCUUUGGGCAAGGCCAAGGCUUCCGGUGCGCAGACUGGAGGCAAGACCAACAAGCGCAAGAACAAGAAGCGUUAAGUCAUUGAUUCAAAAAAAUGGUUGGUGAAUAGAGCUUCACGACGGGCCUCUCUGAACCCUCUGACGGGUUCUGCGACCUUGGUUGGUCUUGAAGAUCAGACAAGCGACCCAGAGGUGCAUGAUGUGCCAUGAAGCUGCAGUCAGUCUCGUCGUUUACGUAGAUUAUCCAUCAAUGCAAAUUCUCGUGCGAAGUGAGGUAC
Colletotrichum acutatum is the source of this 1666-nucleotide messenger RNA. RefSeq names its product DnaJ domain-containing protein. The record is from RefSeq and is a predicted model, not a curated record. NCBI's taxonomy places the organism in Eukaryota, Fungi, Ascomycota, Sordariomycetes, Glomerellales, Glomerellaceae. The transcript is spliced from 3 exons. Gene Ontology annotation, cellular component: endomembrane system. The coding region runs from base 114 to 1466 and encodes 450 amino acids.